Nasonia vitripennis (jewel wasp) is the source of this 927-nucleotide messenger RNA. RefSeq lists its product as uncharacterized. The record is from RefSeq and is a predicted model, not a curated record. Bases 345 to 761 code for a protein of 138 amino acids. NCBI's taxonomy places the organism in Eukaryota, Metazoa, Arthropoda, Insecta, Hymenoptera, Pteromalidae. The transcript is spliced from 2 exons.
GUGUUAUCAAUGAGUAUACCUUUUUUCAUCUUUUUUGUGCUUUCCUGGAUUUCGGCAGUCAUAACCUCUAAAAUUUAAGAAUCACCGUGUAUAUAUAUACAAUUUUCACGUGCCCCGCGCACCAGUCGCCGCCAGGAAUCGCAAUAUUACGAAAUUACUUUAGUUUUUCAGUAAUUUAGUCGGAACGACUACGUUACUCGAUAUUAUCCUAUAAGACACCGGCCUAACAUAAAACUAGGCUAAAAAAUUGUGCGCCGUGUUGUUUGGAGCACGUGAAAGUCAAUUGCGAGUUGAAAUCUGUCUGUAUUCCCAUACUUAUAUACGAGAGGUGCUCCAAACUCCGAAUGAUCAUGUUGCUGUCUAGGUUAGGGUUGGUAACAUCGAAAUUAUGCAAAAUAAACAGGACAAGUCUUUUGUUAUUGCAAAGGUAUAUGAGCAAAAAGUCAGUAGAUCUUGAAAAACCAAUUGAAUACUCAUCUUCAAGUGCUGCACAAUGGAAAGCAGAAUACACUAGGUCACCACCAUCUGAAAUGGUGUGGUACACCCCUUACGUAGUUAGUGGAAGUGUUGCAAUAUUUAUGUUAUAUUUUUGUGUUUUAAGAGAAGAAAAUGAUCUUGAUGAAAUGAUUUAUCAACCACUGCCAGAAACUCUACAAGGCAUUGAAAAAGCCUUCCCAAAUGUUGAUUUUUAUACAAAACCUGAUUAUGUGAAAUACCAUGAAGAUAGGGAAAAGGAGAGAAAGGCAAAACUACUUAGAUGAUUAACCUAAAUUGUCUCAAUAUUCUCAUCAUGUUUAAUUAAAUACUGACUAGUAUCAAGUUAUUAUUCAAUUUUUUUUAUUGUGUAAAUAUUGUAUUAGUUGAUAAAAUGUACAUAACACGUGUCCUUAGAGUUUAAUAAAAACUAUUCAAGUGAUAAAAAAAAGA